AUGACAGGUGACAAGAAAGAAGUAGGAGUCAGUGAGGAAGUUGUCGCAAUAAUCCAAGAGGGAGAUGAUGGCAGCUUGGACCGAAGUGUUGGAGGAAUUCUGGGUGGCGCGGGCAGCGGACUGAGCAGGUCCCGUUGUGCUGACGCUCCGCACGGCCUCCAAUCUGGGGCCCGCACCCCGCGCCGCCCGCCCGCCCGCCGCCCCGGCCCUGCUGCUAUCCGCGAGGGCUGGUUCCGCGAGACCUGCAGCCUGUGGCCCGGCCAGGCCUUGUCGCUGCAGGUGGAGCAGCUGCUGCACCAUCAGCACUCGCGGUACCGGGACAUGCUUGUCUUCCGCAGUCAGACCCAUGGCAACAUGCUGGUGUUGGACGGCGUCAUCCAGUGCACCGAGAGGGACGAGUUCUCCUACCAGGAGAUGAUCGCCAACCUGCCCCUCUAGCAUCCCAACCCAUGCAAGGUGCUGCUCAUCGGGGGUGAGGAUGGAGGCGCGUUGCGGGAAGGCGGGAAGCACCCCUCCGUGGAGGCCGUGGUCCAGUGUGAGAUUGACGAGGAUGUCAUCCAAGUCUCUAAGAAGUUCCUACCGGGCAGGGCUGUUGGCUACUCCAGCCCAAAACUGACCCUCCACGUCGUCGACGGUUUUAAGUUCAUGAAGCAGAACCAGGAUGCCUAUGACGUCAUCAUCACGGACUCCUCAGACCCCAUGGGCCCUGCUGAGGGCCUCUUCAAGGAGUCCUACUACCAGCUCCUGAAGACGGCCCUCAAGAAGGAUGGCAUUCUCUGUUGCCAAGGCGAGUGCCAGUGGCUGCACCUGGACUUGAUCAAGGAGAUGCGGCAGUUCUGCAAGUCUCUCUUCCCCGUGGUGGCCUACCCCUACUGCACCAUCCCCACCUACCCCAGCGGCCAGAUCAGCUUCAUGCUGUGCAGCAAGAGCCCGAGCACCAACUUCCAGGUGCCGGUGCAGCCGCUGACGCAGGCGCAGGUGGAGCAGAGGCGGCUGAAGUACUACAACGCGGACGUGCACCGCGCAGCCUUCGUGCUGCCGCAGUUUGCCCGCAAGGCCCUGAAUGAUGUGAGCUGA
This is a messenger RNA of Echinops telfairi (small Madagascar hedgehog), 1077 nucleotides long. RefSeq names its product spermidine synthase-like. The record is from RefSeq and is a predicted model, not a curated record. Gene Ontology annotation, cellular component: cytosol. Gene Ontology annotation, molecular function: spermidine synthase activity. NCBI's taxonomy places the organism in Eukaryota, Metazoa, Chordata, Mammalia, Afrosoricida, Tenrecidae. Gene Ontology annotation, biological process: spermidine biosynthetic process.